This is a messenger RNA of Podarcis lilfordi (Lilford's wall lizard), 9536 nucleotides long. NCBI's taxonomy places the organism in Eukaryota, Metazoa, Chordata, Lepidosauria, Squamata, Lacertidae. The record is from the annotation of a GenBank genome assembly.
AUGAUGCCUUGCUACAGGGCUAACCGAAAUAACGGAAUCCCAAGAUGCUUUGCGCUCGCGGAGCUUUGCCACAACCUGGUGGGCGUGUCCACUCCACAGGAAAGGGCGUGGUUAUAUUCAAGGUGGGGCAGGGCGCCCCUUGAUUCUCUGAGGCACGUGCGGCUAACGCUGUGCGGUGGAAGGAACGUGACGCCAGUAACGGUCGGUGCAGACAGGCACGCGCGAGGGGGAGGCGGGUUAGAAUGCGGGUCUGGAGAUAGCGUCUGCGCAUGCGCCGUUAAUAUAGCGGCAGGGGAUUCAAAAAUAGAUCUCUCUUACCGGUCGGAGUGUGUUCCUCACGCUGCUCUUCACAAUGGCGGCGCUUCUACAGCAGCCUGGGGAACCAGCAGGGUGUAAACCAGCCACCAAAUUUCGUUUUCACGUGACGAGCGAGGAGGGGGGGAAACCCUCCGAUACUCGCGCGAAGUGUGCCGGGAAACGUAGUUCCUUUUUACACUCUCGGUCCAUGUUGCUUUGACCGCGCAGCCUCCGAAUCCCGUCGUGCCUUGCGCUUUCUCGUCGCUCCGGCUCUUUGUAAUCAUAGAGACGAGACAAAGUCUCAAGGGCUCGUGCGCGCGCCCCCUAGUGUCCGACUUUGGCAUUGGCCUCGUUAAGUGAAGGAUAAAGGAAAGCGCGUCGCUUCUGCACCGAAUGAAUGGAGCGCGGGCGCGUCUGGCUCCCAUUGACCGGGGCGGGUUUGCAUGAGCAAUUUAACAUCGCGGUCGUUUGCGUGCUUACUCAGAAGUAAGUCCCACUGUGUUCAAUGGGCUUACUCCUCGGACAGUGUGCAUAGAGUGUGCGCUUUGCCUGGACCAACGUUUGCUGCAAUGCGGCUCCUCUUUUUGCUCCGCGCUCAGCAUUAUCAAGUGGUUUUUUAAUUUUAUUUUAAAGGGAACUCUGCAUUUCUGUUAAGCUGCUUUUCUUAUAAAUCAAACUCAAGGUAGCUUGAUAGAGAAAAACAUAUAAGCAUCGCAGCAAAAUUAAAACUCAAAACCAAGGCAGCUUACCAUCAAAAUAUAAAUCGUGACCAAAUUAAACAAGCAGUAGCAAAACAAAAGCGUUAUGUUGACCCAUGGGGCAUUUUAAAAACUCACAUUAGAUGCAGUGUUUACAUCUCCUUUUGUCGAGGGAGCCAUAUGAUUUGCAGCGUGUAGUGGGGGUAGGGAACUGGUGGCCGUGCUGAUAUUUCUGGACUACAAUUCCCAUCAUCUCUGAUCGUUGGUCAUACUCACUGGAGCUGAUGGGAGCUGGAAUCAGCCCCCCCCCCCCAAUCUGGUGAGCCACAGGCUCCCUACUCCUGAUGUACCCUAUUUUGCCUUGCUGGAAACCCCACAUGCUUUGGGAUCAUUUGUCGCACCCCUGUGUGAGGCUCAUUGGACAUGGGGAGCGUGUAACAUGGCAGCCUGUUCUGUGGUUCCAUGUACUGCACUGGGAUGCUGGUGAGACCAGUGUGUCAUACUGGAGAGAUCUUGCUCCCAUCUUACCUAUUGACAUCUAAGGCCAGGCUGCCUAGAUCUACACUUUGGUAUAUUGCAGGAAUUAGCUUUACAAAAAAUUGAGCUUGGUCAAGCUCCGCAGCAGGUAAAUCAACUACAUAGGUGGGAUUUUCUUUUGCCAAGGAUGGAAUCUGCUUAUACUGUAGUGCAAUCAGGGCUUGGGGUGGGACAUGCCUGGGCAAAUAAAACAGUAUUUCCUAGGAAAGCUAGAACCAGCAUCCAUCCAGGCAGCACUUGCUUCCUUGACUUCUCCUGCUUGUUCCUCUUGCCAGAUGGAUAUUCAGCGAUCCCUGGAACUCUUGCACAUGACUGUCUACUCCCAGAGCGUCUCACCAUGUGGCAAGUACUUGGCAGCCGGGAACAACUAUGGAGAGAUUGCCAUCUUCAGGUAAUUGGGCGCCUCUUAACACAGACUGUGCUCUAUUGGGAGAGGAAGGAAGUGUCUCUGCAUUUCCUCACACCUCUGUGUUUCUUCCUCUCCAGCCUUUCUGCAGCACUGAGUUCAGAGGCUAAGGAGGAGAGCAAGAAGCCAGUGGUGUCCUUUGUAGGUAGGUGAAAAAUACAGCCUCUACUGGAAUUGUUUUUAAGUUGCUUUUAUCGUUAUGUUGCCUGUUGUUGCUGCCCUGGGCUCUUUCGGGAAGGCUAACGGGAUAUAAACAAAUAACAACAACUGCAAGGAGUCCAGGAACUCCCAAGAUGCAUUGAGCAUUCAUUCCCAUGCCAACCUGCUUGUUUAUUACGGUUGGCCGUUUGUGGCAAUGCCAGGAGUUCCCAUAAAGCAGAUCCCCAGGCCCAGCGUCAGCAUGCAGCAUUGGCUGGGCUCCAGGAGAGCCUGUGUGGCUAAUGCUGGCAUCAAUCAAUCAAUCAAUCAAUCAAUCAAUCAAGGGCCUGGCCCUGAGAUGAGAAGCACUGGGCUGGGUGGCUCCACCUUCCACCCCAAAAAUGCCCCCAGCCUUUGGGCCCUUACAUGGGGCCUCUCCAUGUGUCAUAUUUAUUGUACAUUCAUGAUUAUUUGUGCUUAUGAUGGUAUCGGGACAGUUAUUCGCAGUCCUGCUUUCAAUAAUAAUAAUAAUUUAUUAUUUAUACCCCACCCAUCUGGCUAGGUUUCCCCAGCCACUCUGGGUGGCUUCCAACAGAAUAUUAAAAAACACAAGAAAUCAUCAAACAUUAAAAAUUUUCCUAAACAAGGCUGCCUUCAGAUUUUUUCUAAAAGUCAGAUAGUUUAUUUCCUUGACAUCUGAAGGGAGGACAUUCCACAGGGCAGGCGCCACUACCGAGAAGGCCCUCUGCCUGGUUCCCUGUAACCUCACUUCUCGCAGGGAGGGAACUGCCAGAAGGCCCUCGGAGCUGGACCUCAGUGUCCAGGCUGAACGAUGGGGGUGGAGACGCUCCUUCAGGUAUUCUGGGCUGAGGCCUUCUGUGAGGCAUCACAGAGGAACUAAUAAAGCAGAAUGAUGUGUGGAUGAUUGUAUAAACCAACCACCAACACACUAUUAUUGCGCCAAUGAUGCAUUGCAGGCUACACCUGAAAAAAACCCAACACCUCAGUCUGGAGGGGCCUGUGCAUCAGUGCCAUUAUUCAGUGCCACCGCCUGCCCCUGCCAUCCCUCUAAAGUGCCAAUCUGGAGACCCUGCCCCCACCUUAGCUGGGUGCCUGUGUGAUGAUUUGCCGUGUUGACAUACCUAACACGACUCCUUUAAUUUUAAGGGCCCUUCACUGAGUGGAGCAGUGGGCCGAGUGGUCACAGUGGCCUCUCCUUCUCACAGUCCUGCCCCUGCUGAUUGGUAAGCUAACCAAGGGAGGGGGCUCUCCCAGGACUGUCCUUGCCCCCAAGGCCCCCUUGAAUCUGGCCACGGGCUUGCAAGCCCUCUGCAAAUGAGAUGGAAAUAAAAUGCAUUCCUGGCAAGGUUAAACUUCAGGGUGGCAAGCUGGGGAUUUCCCAGAAUGCACUUCACCACUGCCAUGCCAAAAUCCAUCCAUUUCAGGUGCUUCUUCUUCCCACAGCUCACGAAGGUCCCGUCUAUGCCCUGGUUUCCACAGACCGGCAGCUGCUCAGUGCUGGCAAUGGGGAAGUCAAGGCCUGGAACUGGAGUGAGAUUGUGAAGAAGGUAAGGGCGGCUGGCUCAUCGGUUCCCCUCCCACGUUUCUCCCGACUUCCUUUUGACUGUGUUCCUCUUAACCUUCUUCUGCCCUCUGCCGCAGGGUUGCAAAGAAGCCUGGAGCAGGAGGCCGCCUUAUGGGUAUAACUUUGAUUUCCCCCUUUCACCAUUGCCAUCUUUUCUUCCUCUUUAUGCAUGUACAGAUGGCAAAAAUUCUCUCUUUGCUUUUCUGCUCAGGAGCAGCUUGGAGGUGCCAGAAAUCAACAGCCUUCAGCUGAACCUCAAGGUACAGGCGCAGCGCAAUAUGGGGAGGGUUUGGCAUGGUUCACUCAUCUGCCUCGGCCUCAUUCUUGCUGCUUCUCCCCCUUCCUCCUUCAGGAUAAUAGUCUUCUAAUGGCUGGGGGAGACUGUUCCAUUCACAUGAUGGAUCUGGAAUCUGGCGCCUUCACGGUGAGUCGUGCCUCUAGCAUCAUGGGGCUGAUGAAAUGCAGGGAGAGAGGAGGUUUAUUUAAGGCAACUCCUUCUCAUCUCCUACAGGGGCUUCUCUGCAUUAGAGUAUCCCAAAAUUGUUAUUAUAAACUGGAAAUAAAUCCUCUUAAUCUGUCAGAUUCUCAAUUUCCAAACUCCAAGGCUUUCCCCCUUGUUUAUGGUUAUUGAAAACUUAAUAAAAAUAGCUUUUCAGGAUUCUGUGUUGUUCUGCAACAGCAAUAGAGUAUCAUAAUAUAAUUUCUCAGUUAUUCUGUAGCAUAUCUCUGCAGCCUCCAGAAUGUGUCCUACCUCCAUCCACUGCAAGUCAUACUCUGUUUCGUCUCUCUCUGUCACAGCAUGAAUAUCAAGGCCACACCGAUUAUAUCCACUGCCUGGCCCUUCGAGACCAGCUCAGAGAGUGCCUGUCAGGGAGUGAGGAUGGCACCGUGCGCCUUUGGGGUGAGGAUCUGCAGCCUCCUUGCCGCCUGCUGUUUCUCUGAGAGAUCGUCUCCCCAUAUAAUCCCUGCCCCGUGCUUUAAAAUCAGUUGGGCAGAUCCCAUCUGCAUGUCCCAUCUCUGAAGGAAGCCAAAUCUGAACCCUGUCAGGGUAGGGCCUUCUCAGUGGUGGUGACCCCGCAGUCCUGAAACAGGCGUCUUGGUUACUUAUGUUCGCUGAUUUGAAUAUGACUCGGGCAACAUCCACACCAUACAUUUAAAGCGCUAUGAUACCUUUAACAGAUAUAAAAAACCCUGUGAACUGUAGUUGGUCAACAGUGCAGGAAACUGUAGCUAUGUGAAGUCAGCACUCUGAGCAAACCACAGUUCGCAGGAUUCUCCGUGACUGUUAAAAGUGGUAUCAUCCUGCUUUAAAUGUAUGCUGUGGAUGUAAGCCAUCUUUGGGUAUCAAUCUGUGCCUUUUAAACUUCUGUUCUCUGUUAUAUGGCUAAUGGUCGUAAGGUUUGUUUUAACUCUUGGAUUAUAUCUUAGAUUCCAUAUUUGUUUGCUCUUAGCAGUUUCUUGAAAAGCAGGGCGGAUGCCACUUACUUAAAGGUGAUUCAGGGAAUAUCUUCAGAAUGUUUGGGGACGAGCCAAUGCCACAGGGAUCCCACUGCUCCAUUUUCUUCCAAUCUCUUUAGAUGAUCAGUUGCUGACACCCCCUUUGGCUUGUUUUCUAGGACUGGGAUGGUGUAUAUGCAACAUAGUAAGCUGCCUAUACUGAGGCCUGUGGUCCAUCUAGCAACAUGUUGUCUAUGGUUAAUGGCAGGGGUUUCAGGUGGGGUCCCUCCCACCCCUUAGUAGAGAUGCUGAGGAUUGAACCAGGGUCUUUCUGAAUGCAAACAGAUGAUCUGCCACUGAGCUACAGUUGACUAGACAAACCAUGGACUUUAUUUCUCUCUCUUUGCAGAUUUACGUACUGGAGGUCAGGUUCAAUCAAUUGAAGUACAUAAAUAUGAGGUAAUGUAAUCAUCAUCAUCAACAACUUUAUUUUUAAUGUAAGAAGGCAUCAAACAAUAAUCAUAAAGGAAAACAAACAAUAAAAGAUUAGUUAUAAUAAAGCAAAAUUAAGUAUAUGACUGGAUAUUUUCCUGAGGUUUGUCAUUCCAAAACAUCAUAAACAAACUGUUGUUCCAUAGAUUAGGUUGGCUGUUGUUAUUUAUGCAUUCUCCUGUAAUAUGUCAGUUUAGAUAAUGGAGCUAUUAUAUUCCACGUUUUAUGAAACCACUCAGAUAAAUAGUGGUCUAAUUGACCACUAUACUGAUCUUAGCAGCAAUGAGAAAGAUUAAUAGCCCAUUUCAAAAUCACCAUCCAGGAUUAAACCCUUUUAGAUAACCUUAUGAGGUAUUGCAGUUUUAUCCCAUUUCCCUCUGCCCCAGGGAACACAGUGCCUUCCUAUCCCUCCACAUUCUUCCAUUCUCCAUCUAUCCAGAAAUUUUAAAAAUAAUUUACAAAGUAGAGAAAAAUAUGCAAACUAAGCUGCUGUUAUUAUCAAAGUGUUUGCAACUCCUCAAAACAACCCCUAAUAAAAACUAGGAACCUAUAUUAACGGGAGACAACCUCACACUUGCGAUCUCAUAUUUUAUUGAAGAAAAACCUUUGAGGAAAUGGAGCCCUUACUCAUUUUCGAUAACCAGCUUCACCACUUAACCAUUGCUUCCUUCGGCCACCUUCCCCUAAUGCUCCCCUCAACUCCCUUAGGAAUGCAACAGGCCGCAGAACGGGAAGUGGAUCCGUUGCCUGGCAACCGAGUCCGACUGGAUGGUGAGUUCAUUGACUCUUGGCUGCAGAAAGAGAACAGCUUAAAUAUCCCAAAAUUUAUUGAGCUGGAGUGCAGCAGUCUGGGAGGGAAGGAGGAGGUUGUUCACUGAGCCUUGCUGUUCUCGAAUGUCGCAUGGGACGUCCAGAGACGUUGGCUUCCCCUUUCUUUGGAGCUCCCUGUUCUGCCCCUAUUUUCUGAAACUGGCCUUGGAAGCAAGGGGGGCUGCUGACAUUUGCAAUGGACAAGUGUUUGGUGCACUGGGUCAGCAAAAGGGCUCUUGCAGAGAGCUUUUGUCAUCGGCAGGUUGUGGGUUCCCUAAGGCAGUCUUCCACUUUUUCAGAUCUGGGAUGGCCCUUUAACGUGAAUUUGAGGGACCCAUUUCUUAAUGUUUCCCUUAGGUUUGCAUGGUGGCUGCUGUUGUGACUCACCUUAGACCAGGCCCUGGCCCUAGUAUGGAGCGCCCUGACUUCCUGGUUUAAGAUCUCUCCAACCCUUUUCCUGUUUCUCCUUCCACAGGUGUGUGGUGGAGGCCCAGCGCUCACUCUGUGGCACCUGCGGUCCGUCACACCUACCACGAUAUUCCCCGUGCCCCAGUGUCAGCAACAAGUCAUGUUCUACCAGGACUUGGUGAGUCAUCCCCCCAGGGGUUGAGGGCCACAUAGCCUCCCAUCUCACUGGCUUCCUCAUUCCCUUGAUUCCUGCAUCUCUUCCCCCUGCUCCUUUGUUGUUAUUCCUUCAUCCAACCAGUCUUAUUUCCCCUUCCUUUGCUCUUCCCUUUUGUGCCAAAUUUUUUAUUCUUCAUAAAAAUGGUUUCAUUGCCACCCGCCAUAGCUGUCAACUUUCAGAUUUGAAAAUAAGGGAUCAGCAUCCUCGAAAAUAAGGGACCAGCAGCCUCAGCUAUCCCGGGGACAGUCUACGGGAUAUCUAACAAUCCGGGAUAGCAGCGGGAAAUGGCUCUGGAAUAAGGGAAUUUCCUGCAAAAAAAGGGAAGGUUGACAGCUAUUCAACCCGCCCUUUCACUCAGCGCCCUCUUUCCCUGAUGAUCUGUCUUCCGCAGAUUCUCUCGGCUGGCCACAGCCCCACCAUUAACCAUUUACAGAUCAGUGGGGAAGUGAAGGCACAAAUCCCUUGCAUCCCACGUUGCAUCCACUCUCUUUCCAUCAACGAACACUCGCCAGAGCACAAGGUAAGCUCCUGGGCGGCAGGAGGGAGGUAGGAGGGUGUCUGGCCUGCAAAGGGAGGCGGCUGGAAUUCUGCUUGGAAGGGGCAGGGCUUAGCUUUGGCAAGUAGGACUGUGGACGUGGGGGAGGGGGCUGAAAUAAGAAUGUGCCAAGCUUCCAAGGAGCAAGAGGGGGCUUGGUGAAUGAGAGGUGGGUUGUCACUUGGGGUUGGACCUGCAGAAGUAGUGAAUUUGGGCUUCAGUUUGUAGAAACCCAGAGGUCUGGACCGCCAAAUGGCGAGUUUGUGGGACCCUCGCCCCCGGCAAAUGAAAACAACUAUAUCCCUACAAAGUGGAAAUCUCUCAAGGCAGCUGACAAACCAAAUUUAAAACACGGCUAUGAGUAAACGGCAAAUUAUCUUGGGAAAAGUAUGUUAAAAAACAAACCCCCAAACCUGAAGUGAUAUCCGUGGCACAGAAACCAAAACCACACUGGAGAACCAGACAAUAAUAAGGGGGUGGGCCAUAGGCCCAUUGAACCUAAGAGGUUGAACGGAGGUGUUGAAAUAGCAGCAGAAAGGGAGCCAUAUGUGCUCCACAAGAGAGGGAGUUCUCCAGUCUGGGUGCCACAACCCAGAAGGCCCUGCCCUGCAUACUUGCCAGUUCUGCGUUCCUCGGCCUCCGUCAGAGAUCUGACUGGGGGUAGGCAGAGGCAUGUGGGAGAAGAUGUUCUUUUAUUAGGACUGGGGUGGGAACCUUUUGCAAUCCAGGGGUCCCUUCUAAGCAACAUUCUGAGGGUCAUAUGCAGGGGCAGGACUAGAGACAAAAAGUUGGGGUGGGGGCAAGGAAUGUAAACCUUACCUUAGCACCCUAGGCUAAUUCCUACACGCACUCACACUCCCCUCCAGGCAAACGAGGCUUUGUCAGAAUUCCCAGCCAGGCAAUAAAAUAAAAUAAAACAAAUCACUCAGGGAAGGGUGCAAAGCAGGACCCACUGAGGGCCUGGCCUGGGAAGGAGGUGUGUGGCUGGAGAAGGAAUGUGGCCCAGGGAGAAUCCCAAGGAUCAGAGACCUGGAGGACUGGAUGUGGUCCCUGGCCCUGAGGUUCCUCAUCCCUGGGCUUGAGUACUUGCUGUUUUCUGCUGGACAGAACAAUGGUUUUGUUUCCGUGGCUGGUGGUGGUAGAGAGCAAAGCAAGAAAGAGGGGGUGGGCAAGGUUAGAAGCAGAGCAGGUGGGGCAGUGGGUGGGCCUUCCGCCGCCCCAUACCUGAUAAACCUCUUCCCUCUCAUCUUCCCUUCCUCUUCGCCAUCAGGUGCUGACAGCUGCCGGAAGCAGCCACCGCAUCGACGUCUUCACCAACUUUGGUUACCGGGCCUUUUCCCUCACCUUCUCUUAAGGCUCGGACGAUUCCGUUUCCAUAAACUGGUGCUGUUCAAGGAGUGCCUGGGCAGGACAGGCAGCCCCACUCGACAGGCUGCUACGUUCAGGGAUGCGUGAGCCACAGCUAGCUGGACUGUCAGUUGGGAAAAGGAGGCUCUUCACUAAGGAAAAAGAAACCCCUGGACCUGCUUGGGCAUGAACUUCAUGGGUUUUAAAGUUGUGGUAAAAAAUGAAAGGAAUUGGGAACUGUGUUUAUUGUAACUAGCAACCCCCAAUUCCACAGUCAGGAUAAACCUUACAUCACAGGCAAGAAGCUGUUAAAUCUAUUUCGAGUUAAAUGCAUUAAAACAAUUUUUUUAAGACUGAAAUAUGGAUGCCCUCGGAAUGUUUGUUGCUAUGUCUUCGUCCUGUCCUUCAUUUGAGGAAGCAUACAGAGUUCCCUUCUUCUCUCAAAAAUCUUGUGUAAGGUGGGUGAAUCCAAGAGGCGAUGGCUGACACAAUGUUCAGCUUUGUGGCAGAACUUGAACUUGGGUCUCUCCAGUCCAGCACUCAAGCCUGGGGACAGGGAUUCAAGGGCCCUCCAGCCAGGUGGACUACAACUCCCAUCAUCCCUGACCAUUGGCAGUGCUGGCCUGGAG